AUGUUGAGUUUCGUAAAGAAGAAUUCGACGGCUUCAGGUUCUAGUGUAAGUCCUUCGGUGGAGAGCUAUCCAAUUUGUGAAUGGAAUCACAAGAUGGUUCUACAAUGGAUGAGAAGUUCUUGCAUCCAUACCGAUGUCAUCAAGGCCGUCGAAAAGAAAUCAGAUUUUGGAGGAAUACAAUUAUAUGUACUUACUUUGGAAAAGUGUGUUAAUGAUUUAAAAAUCAAGGAAAGACAAGCAAAUGUUUUUAUGUUAUUUGUGGAUAAGCUCAGGAUUGAUAAUGUUAUGGAACACGGAGAACCACCAAUUGAUAAAUUAAAAGGGGAGACACCACCUGUUCUCUCUAUCAAACAGAUACCAAAGGUUGGCAAUACUGUUAAAAAUCCAUAUAUUCUGACACCUUCGAAUAACAAGCGAUUGGAAACUUUAGAGUCGUCCUCUGUUUCAUCAACACCAAGUGACUCUUCAUCAGUAAUAGACUUUUCUAAACCAUCGAUCAGCAUUGAUAUUGAUGGUAAUAAUAACACAAAAAGUAAUCAAAGCUCCCUUCUUUCUUCAGUUCCAUCCUCUGUAAAUCCAUCUACCCCAAAUAUGUCAAACUCUCAGAGCACAACCAGUGCUGGAUCACUUAAUAUUAACAUGGAAGAUAGACCAUCAAGAGAUGAUGUGGAGUUGACCAUGGAUCUUUUAUACGCUGUUGGUGAAGAAGAUGAAGAGGCCAAAUAUUAUAAAUCCAUUCAGAAUAACAUUGAAGAUGUUAACUAUAGAGCACUCAUGAGCACAUCACCAUCUAGCUCGAGUACCGCUAUGGAAAUGAAUGGACCUAAAAUAAGCUUUUAUGUUCCAGAGAUUGCUGAAGAACCAGCCCUUUCAACAAGUUUCUAUACAGAUCUGGACAAGUUGUCUACUUCUCUGAAUUAUGAUUCAAAGAUUAGCUAUGGAUCUUACAUUCCACAAUAUCAACCUCAAUCAUCUGGGUACUUUGCUUCAAGAGCAACAGAAUUUAAAUCAGUUCCAUCAAGUACUUCUGUACCAGAGGAUGAUAAGAGAAAAAAGAAAAAACCAAAGAGAUGUGCACCAUUCCCUGACAAGAAACUGACUCCAGUAGAAAUUGAUAGAAGAAACUAUUGCUUGAAGAAAAUUCAAAAUUUAAGAUCUCCAAUAGCUCCAAAAUUACACGAACUUGUAGCCCAAGAUUGUGUCAUUCCAGAUAGAUUCAGAUAUAAAUAUUUCAAUCCAGAUAGAGUGGACAGACCAGUCCAUCCAUCCAAAUUGGGAUUAAAGGUAAAGCUGGUUAUUACUGAAAUGAGUACUUCCACAGCUCACAGAAUUAUCAGAAGACUUGGUAGUACUGUUGGAGCCUUGAAGGAUCAACAAUUUGGCAUGUACCACUCUGCGCUUAUUGUCGGUGAAUUUUACAUUGAGUUUUGCGACUCUAGUAUUGCCACAGUAAGAAAGAAGAGUAGUAGUAAGGCUGUUUUUGUUGCAGAUAUUCAUACAUUUAGAGAUCAAAAAGAAAUUACAGAUGCAUUCAAAAUUAUAUCCGAGGUUGUUUGUGAAUGGAAUGGUACAAAGACAUAUGACAAUAGAAAGGCAAAUUGUCAACAUUUUGUAAUGGAUAUUUUAUCAAAAUUGGGAUUAUCAGAAGGAUUCUUUGAUAGAGUUUCAGGAUCUGUCAAGAAGUAUCUUGAUAGAUUGAAACAAAACGGUGUUUGUGAAAUGACCUAUUUUGUCGAUGAUAAGAAACGAAAAUUAAUCACAAAUUCUAAACAUGCCAGUAAGGAACUGAAAGAUCUUGUCAAGCAGAAAGACAUUUCCUUCCCAUCCCACAAAUUAUUGGACGAGUUUGUCUAUGUUAUUGAAAAGGAAGGAGGAAUCAUGUACUUUGAACAAAACAUUCAGGAACAAACUGAUCACAUGCUGCUGAAAGCUUUUGACAGAGCAUUCUGGCUACGAAAUGAAGCAUCUACCAAUAAUAAGGAACUAACAAAACCAUUAGAAAACGAGAGGGGAGAAACCAUUUGUCCAUUCUCUCAAGUAGACAAGAAUGGAAAACUUAUCGAUCACACCAUCCACAAUUCUCAUCUUUUCACAGGCACCUACUCUCCUGAAUUCCCAGAUAGAUAG
Messenger RNA from Naegleria gruberi, 2127 nucleotides. RefSeq lists its product as uncharacterized. Lineage: Eukaryota; Heterolobosea; Eutetramitea; Acrasida; Naegleriidae. Bases 1 to 2127 code for a protein of 708 amino acids. The record is from RefSeq and is a predicted model, not a curated record. The transcript has 2 exons.